This is a messenger RNA of Coregonus clupeaformis (lake whitefish), 2357 nucleotides long. RefSeq names its product elongation of very long chain fatty acids protein 6. Gene Ontology annotation, molecular function: fatty acid elongase activity. The coding region runs from base 166 to 996 and encodes 276 amino acids. Gene Ontology annotation, cellular component: endoplasmic reticulum; endoplasmic reticulum membrane. Lineage: Eukaryota; Metazoa; Chordata; Actinopteri; Salmoniformes; Salmonidae. Gene Ontology annotation, biological process: very long-chain fatty acid biosynthetic process; fatty acid elongation, monounsaturated fatty acid; fatty acid elongation, polyunsaturated fatty acid. The record is from RefSeq and is a predicted model, not a curated record. The transcript has 4 exons.
CAUAUAGCCGGACGUUCGCAUUGAGUUUGGAUUUUCUGGCAGUGGCAAGAGCGAUGCGAGACAAGGGGUGUAGCUGAGAUAGAGAGAUAAAGUGGAAUUCAGUUAAAUAUAAUACCUCGUCAGAAUAUAAUUUUGUCCCCGUUUACAGGAACGCGCACAGUGAACAUGUCGGUGUUGGCUCUGCAAGAGUACGAAUUUGAGAGACAGUUCAACGAGGAAGAAGCCAUACGAUGGAUGCAAGAAAACUGGAAGAAGUCAUUCCUCUUCUCAGCCCUCUACGCUGCUUUCAUACUAGGUGGCCGCCAUGUGAUGAAACGAAGGGAGAAGUUUGAGCUGAGGAAACCGCUGGUGCUAUGGUCCCUCACUCUCGCAGUGUUCAGUAUAUUUGGUGCUGUCCGCACUGGGAGCUACAUGACAUACAUUCUGAUGACUAAAGGGCUCAAGCAGUCAGUGUGUGAUCAGAGCUUCUACAACGGGCCGGUCAGCAAGUUCUGGGCCUACGCCUUUGUGCUCAGUAAGGCACCAGAAUUGGGUGACACCCUGUUCAUCGUGCUGCGGAAGCAGAAGCUCAUCUUCCUCCACUGGUACCAUCACAUGACUGUUCUGCUGUACUCCUGGUAUUCUUACAAGGACAUGGUGGCUGGCGGCGGCUGGUUCAUGACCAUGAACUACCUGGUCCACGCCGUCAUGUACUCUUACUACGCCCUGAGGGCGGCCGGCUUCAAGGUCUCAAGGAAAUUCGCCAUGUUCAUCACGCUCACGCAGAUCACCCAGAUGCUGGUGGGCUGCGUGGUGAACUACCUGGUGUACUCGUGGAUGCAGCAGGGUCAGGAGUGCCCGUCACACGUGCAGAACAUUGUGUGGUCCUCGCUCAUGUACCUCAGCUACUUUGUGCUCUUCUGUCAGUUCUUCCACGAGGCCUACAUUGACAAGACCAAGAAGGCAGCCGCAGCUAAAGCAGAAGCUGCCGCCGCAGCCACCAGGAAGACCCAAUAGAUGCAUUUGGGAGGAAAAGAAAGAAAGAAAGAAAGAAAGAAAGAAAGAAAGAAAGAAAGAAAGAAAGAAAGAAAGAAAGAAAGAAAGAAAGAAAGAAAGAAAGAAAGAAAGAAAGAAAGAAAGAAAGAAAGAAAAGGAUGGACAAGAGACGCAGGAACCAAUGACAGAGGAGAUGGGGAGAAUUAUCUAGGAAUGGAUGGAGGGAUGGAGAGAUGUAUGGGUGAUGGAUGGAUGGAUGGAUGGGUGGAGGAAUGAAAGAGGGAGGGUAGGCUGGGGGUGUGUGGAACACGCAGGAACAAAAGGCGGGCUGAUGUCUGUUUGUGCUUUAGCAUACUACUAACGUGCAGAUGUCAAAUCUUUCGCUUUGAUGGAGGUGCCAUCUCUAAAGAGCUGCACUGUGGAAGGAAGCACUACCUACCAAGGCAACGAACAGUCAGUGUGUCCUUCACCUGAUGUUUCUUUGGCUCCCACUUGAUUCUCCAUAUUUAUGGCAAAAAUAUAAAAUAAUAUCGAAGGGACAGUUACAUCUACUUGAAAGAUGUUACUUGAUAAAUAGGAAGUGUAUUGGUACUUAUGAAGAAUGAGGUGGCUUCAAUUUACGAUUGAAACCAUCUAGGUGUUUUUUGUCAAUGUCUUUUCUUCAUCAUUCUUUGUUUUUCUGUUUUGCUAUGUCAAAUUGUUUUAGACACUGGGAGUGUGUGAGAGGUAGACUUUUGUAUGACGGCUAACGUAUGUUCGGUGGAUGACUUGUACCGAUGGAGCGAACGACACUGUAACUUCUGUAUCCAUCGUUGCAACACAAUAUCUUCUCAGGUCUUAGGUUUCUCUCUAUUUUAGCCUAAAAUAUGCAUAUAAUCUUGAUAAAGAUAUUGAUAAAGAACAGAUAUGGGUUUAAAGAUGCCAAAAGACAUCAAAGGGGAAGGCUGCUUAAUUAGAUACAAACAUCUGAUCUGAAGGCCCAUUGGAGAAAAUAAGUAAUGUGACCACAAUGUAUGUGUGUGGCAUGAUGGGAAACGGAGUCUGAACGUGAUCCGUUCAACUGCAUAUACUGACCUCACAAAGUCACCGACCACAUUGGAAAGUGAGACACCAUACAUUUCCAAAGACUUUAACGAAAGAAAGGGUCUCGGAAAAAGGCCUCGAGACCGUUGGACUUCGAAGUGAGUUGAAUUUAAAACAUAUUUUUGUUGAAGAAAAAAACAUGCAAUUGUCAAAAUUCACUGUUAUAACUUUAAGUAACCUGUAUAUUUUAAUGGUGUCUGUCAUGCUAUUGUUCGUUCGCACUGUAUCAAUGUAAAGCCUUGUUGCUGAAGUGGAUAUUAAUGUAUGAACCAAGAGUGCAAACAAAGUGUUAUUCUGCC